This is a messenger RNA of Daucus carota subsp. sativus, 2256 nucleotides long. Its product is annotated as SWI/SNF complex component SNF12 homolog. Gene Ontology annotation, cellular component: nucleus; SWI/SNF complex. The transcript is spliced from 3 exons. The coding region runs from base 222 to 1865 and encodes 547 amino acids. NCBI's taxonomy places the organism in Eukaryota, Viridiplantae, Streptophyta, Magnoliopsida, Apiales, Apiaceae. Gene Ontology annotation, biological process: regulation of transcription by RNA polymerase II. The record is from RefSeq and is a predicted model, not a curated record.
AAGGCUAAUAAAUUCCAGAGUGAUAUGUCCGUGCGAGAAGAAAAUGAACACUACUUCUUUUUUAAACACACAAACACACACAUACACACAGCUGAUGCUGUGUUUGAGAACAAGCUUAACACAAUUCAACAGCAACAGCAUAUAAUCUCUCACUGUUCUUGAAUGUUUUGCGGCUGUGAAGUAUUUACUGGAUUUUAGGAAGUAGGGUGUGAGGUUUUCUUAUGGCGUCGAAUAAUAAUAAUAAUGCAAUGAAGAAUGUUGGGGUUCCGGCUGCGUUUGGGAAUUCAGGGGUGAUUUCUCAGACUACACCUAUGAAUCAUCAGAUGCAAUCACAUUUGAUGGCUCAGGCGAAUCCUCAGGCACAAAGUGGGGCUCACUUUCAGGGUCAUUUUCAGUUGACUGAUAGGCACCACGCGCAGGCUUUGGCUCAGGCUCAGUAUGCUCACCUUCAACAAGUUCGAGGGCAAACUCCUCACAACCAAUUUCAAGCUCAGGCACAGCCUUAUUCACAGAUAAAUAGUCAAGGGGUUAAUAAUUCGGGUGUUUCUUCACCCUCUAUUGCUACACCGGGUACAGGGAGUGCGAAACGACCACCUCAGAAGCAGUCUGCUCGGCCUCCAAAUUCUUCAGGUCCAGGUUCUGCUUCUCCUCUGAAAGCUAUGGAACUAACUCCGGCAGCUAAUAGGAAGAAGAGAAAGCUUCCUGAGAAGCAGAUUCCAGAUAAGGUUGCUGCUCUUCUACCUGAAUCAGCUCUUUAUACUCAGUUGCUUGAAUUCGAAUCUCGCGUAGAUGCUGCCCUUUCCAGAAAGAAGCUUGACAUUCAGGAAUCUCUCAAGAACCGUCAACAUGUUCAGAAAACUCUUCGAAUAUAUGUAUUUAAUACCUUUGCUAACCAGAGACAAAGAGUACCCGAGAAAGAGAAUGCUGAGCCCCCUUCAUGGUCACUUAAGAUGAUAGGGAGGAUUCUCGAAGAUGAGACUGAUCCUGGUGCAACAAGUAUGGGACAAAGCUCGAAUGUUUCAUAUCCAAAGUUUUCAACUUUCUUCAAGAAAGUUACUAUAUAUUUGGACCAGAGUCUUUAUCCAGAUAACCAUGUAAUUGUCUGGGACAAUUCUCGAUCGCCUGCCCCUCAUGAUGGAUUUGAGGUGAAGAGGAAAGGCGACAAGGAAUUCACUGCAAUGAUCAGACUGGAAAUGAACUAUGUGCCUGAAAAAUUUCAACUUUCACCCGCUCUAUCGGAGGUCCUUGGUAUAGAAGUGGAAACCCGUCCAAGGGUUAUAUCUGCCAUUUGGCACUAUGUUAAGGCUAGAAAAUUACAAAUUUCAACUGAGCCUUCUUUCUUUAUGUGUGAUCCACCACUUAAGAAAAUAUUUGGGGAAGACAAGGUGAAAUUUGGUAUGAUUCCAAUGAAGAUAUCUUCGCAUCUGACUCCUCCCCAACCUAUUCAUUUGGAAUAUAAGAUAAAGCUUUCUGGGAAUGGUAGCGAAAGUAGUAUUUGUUAUGAUGUACAGGUUGACAUUCCCUUCUCACUGGACAAGGAGAUGGCCAAUUUCUUGGCGAAUUUAGAUAAGCACAAGGAAAUUGAUGCCUGUGAUGAAGCUAUCUCGUCUGCUAUAAAGAAGAUACAUGAACAUCGGCUGAGGCGGGCUUUCUUUCUCGGAUUCAGUCAGUCUCCAGCGGAUUUCAUUGAUUCACUAAUUGCUUCUCAAAGCAAGGAUUUGAAGCUUCUUUCUGGAGAUGCCAAUCAUAAUGCUGAGAAGGAGCGCCGCUCGGAAUUCUAUAACCAACCUUGGCUGGAAGAUGCUGUCAUCCGUUAUAUCAAUCGAAAACCUGCAGCUGGAAAUGAUGUUCCUGGAAGCACAUAGUAUUUAGGUGAGGUUGUAGGAGCUGGUCUGCGCGCGCUUUGUAUCGGUGCCCAAAGCUAUCUGUAGUGUGUAUUGAAACAAUUAGCCAUUAUAACUGUCUUAGAAUGUUUUUAUGAGGGCAAUAGGCUCGGUGGUUCAGGUUCAUUAUUCAAACUUGUCCAAGUUAAAUUGACGGAGAUGAUUUCGCUCGGUCAAGGUAGGGAGUCUGAACAACACGGCUUUCGGCUUCUAAAUCUAUCAAGCUUUUCAGGUUUUGUUAAUCAGUGUUCAUUUUCUGUCAGAUAGGCAAGGAGGGACAGUGCUUGUACUAUUUACUAGUUUGUGUUUAAGCAACUUUUUUUUUUUUUUGAUGAUAUUAAACAACUUUCUUAAUGUUCUUUCUCAUGGUGAA